GAAUGGGGAAAGACAGUCGCGCCGAGACCAAGAAGCGCGUCGGACCACGCAACGGAACCGCGAGAUCUCUGGGUAGCACGUGACGCGCCUCGACACACGCGAAACCCGAUCGUUCUCAAGACUGCUCGGUUGCCUGCCGUGGAUCAACCGAUAUCGAUCCGUUUCCGCUUCGUUUCGCGCGAUUAAUUUCUAACGUCGUGCGAUAUCGUCAUCCGAGGAGGGAAAAUUCCGAAAGGACAACAGCGAACGGAGCCGCUCUACGAUGUAAAUUCACAAACAGGGAUUCCAUCGUUUUAAUUGAGAACAAUCGAGGGUCCGCGAUGUUCGCUUUUCCCACGAGCUGAUAGAAAGUGCCGACAGGGAAUGGUGGAGCAGCAUCGGGUGUGUUCUAGGAGACUGUGACAAAUGCGCGGAGUAUGACGUCAAAUGCGAUUAGAGGCAUUCGGAGGAAGAAGAGUUCGCUGUGCGAGGUGAAGGUAGCUGUGAUCGGAGCACCAGGAGUCGGGAAAAGUGCAUUGACAGUGAGGUUUCUAACAAGGAGAUACAUCGGGGAAUAUGAUCACCAGUCAGAGAACAGAUACAAACACGAGGUGUUGGUCGACGGUGAACCUAUUCUUUUCGAAAUUUUGGAUACCUGCCCGAAGACCGAAGACGAAUUGCCAUCGACGGAGACUCUACAAUGGGCAGAUGGAUUACUUUUAGUCUACUCGAUAACCGAAAGGGGUUCGUUCAAUUUCGUGAGGAAGGCAAAAGAAACGCUCGCUGUGGCUGAUCCAGAGGCUACGAUGCCCCUUGCUUUGGUUGGAAACAAAGCUGACAUGGUUCACUUAAGACAAGUUAGCACCGAAGAGGGAGAGAUACUUGCGAAAGACUUUGAAUGCUGGUUCAGCGAAGUGUCUGCCGCUGAACAAGUCACCCAAGUCGCUGAGUCUUUCCACGAAUUGUGUCGAGAAGUUUUGGCAGCUAGAAGGAGAAACAAGCAAUCUUUAUUGGAUAGAAUGCUCGGGAGCAAAGCGACGCGUGCUUAUUCACGAGGGAAAAGUGAUUCGGCGCUUCCAAAGGAUUGAUAUUUGAAUUGCUUUAUUUAUUAAUAUUGAAAUACAAUAUUAACGCUAGAUUUACGGACCACGGUUAGUUUGACCCACUCCAAAUUUUGCAAGAAAAGUUACAAAAACCGUUUACACUUUUUGCUGACUUUUAUCUAUACAUAUAAAGAAACAAGCUUAUAUUCAAAUUUAUUUUUGUCUAAGCCUUCUAACUAAUUCUAGUAAAUUAAUUUCACUGAUGAAAGCAAUAUGUACCUUAGUAAUAGAAAUCUGAUAUCUCCGUAAAGCUAGCGUUAAAAAAAAAAUAUGCACGAGAGAGUUUACCGUGGUGAUAAUUUUUAAACAAAAUUUUCGUCGUAAUCUUAAAAAUUGAAAGCAAAUUGCAUAUAUAUAUUAUGCAUACACGCGUACUUAUCACUGCAAUUAUAAGUACCAAAGAUUUGUAUACUAUCAUAUAACGUUUACAAUUUUUCUAACAAUAUUAUAUAAAUUCUAUACUAUAUACGAUUUGAAAAAUUCAUGUUAAACAAAUUCAUUGAGUCAGUAGCAACAUAAAUAUCAUUUUUUUUACUAUAUUGUCACACUUUUCAAUUUGUUUCAAUGUAGAUUACACUUGACAUUAAUUUACGUAAAAAUAGUGUUAGAUUAUAGUUACUCGAAACAAAAUUGAAUGUUCAAUGUUUUCACAGUGUGAAAUGUAUGGCUUGUUCGUUUGACGAGGCGGAUUUUAAACAUGACUUAUAUGUUAGAUGUGGAAACUGAUCUAUAUUUAUUUUGUACUUACAAUGAAAGUUAUGACAAUAAAUAUUUUACUUAUUUAUUA
This is a messenger RNA of Hylaeus volcanicus, 1869 nucleotides long. RefSeq names its product ras-related and estrogen-regulated growth inhibitor. The record is from RefSeq and is a predicted model, not a curated record. NCBI's taxonomy places the organism in Eukaryota, Metazoa, Arthropoda, Insecta, Hymenoptera, Colletidae. Gene Ontology annotation, molecular function: GTPase activity; GTP binding. The coding region runs from base 417 to 1067 and encodes 216 amino acids. The transcript has 6 exons.